AUGGGUUUCAAAGAGCGAUUUCCCCGUUGGCUGAUAAUCAUUUUCGCUGUUGUUCAACUUGUUCUAACAUUAGCGAUCAUUGGAACUGAACUCGGCUCAUUCUAUAAUAACGUUGCACAUGGAACCAUUUGGGCAGGAUUCUGGUCGGCGUUAUUCUACAUUCCGACUUGUGUUCUCCUGUUUGUUAUGAUUUGUUGCUGUCGCGGCCGAUGUUAUGCGACAUAUGUUUUAGUAUUACAAGGUAAGAUCUCAAAGUCGAGUCAAAAUUUUACACUCUGUAUCGAUUUCGUAGCUUUAUGUUUGUUGACAUCUGUUGCUGUUAUUUAUUUCGCCGUUUAUUUUCAAGAUAACCUAUGUAAAUGUUAUUUGGGUGAUAAUUUAUGUUGUGCAUUACGUGAUAUGAAAAGUUUUAAUCAAGAUUACGAUCAAAUAGCGAAUGAAUGUUCACCUGUCACUGUCAAUGGUGUUCAAACCGUUGUUGACCCUUGUUCAUCUUCACCACCGACAGCGAAAUUACCGUACUUAAGAGCGCAAAUCAGUUUUGCUGGGGCGAUGAUCAUUACUUGUAUUGUCUAUGCGGUCGUAUACAUAUUCGCCAUGUUUGGGAUUUGUUUUGGCCAUUAG
This is a messenger RNA of Adineta ricciae, 624 nucleotides long. NCBI's taxonomy places the organism in Eukaryota, Metazoa, Rotifera, Eurotatoria, Adinetida, Adinetidae. The record is from the annotation of a GenBank genome assembly.